UACCAGUUGAGUCAUACCAAUCCUUUCACUCUCACUCCCUUCUGCACUUCUUUUUGGACUUCCACUUCCAAACGAACGGGGAAGGCGCAACCUGCUUCCGAUCGACGCCGAGGUCCCCAUUCUUGCAGUUCUGAUUCUGAGGAAGGAAACGAUUGGAAGAAUUUGGCUCCAAUUUUUCGAUUAUUGGUGUUUAAUUUAUUCAUUUACUAGAAAAUGCCAAUCAAUUACGAAUCGGCGACGCCGCCUCCGCGGAUUGGGAAGAUCGGGCCGUACACCGUAUUUUUGACGCCACCGGCGACGCCAAACUCCGGCCGAGGACCAGAAUCUCCCGGUGUAAUUGCUCCGGUUCAAGUUCCGGUCGAGAAACCCUCCCCUCCCCCGGUCAUGGCUCCGCCUGCGCAGUUCUUCAAAGAAAAGCCUCCAUCACUUGGUUUCCUCAGGGACACGGUGGCCAAAAUUCAAAAUGCGCAUGCGAGUUUGGAUGAGCAUGUAGCUCGUUGGUUUGGUUUGGAUCAAUCCAAGUACCAGUGGGCAUUGAACGAUUACUAUGAAUGCAACGAGAAGAAUCCAGAAGCAAAACCACAAAUCACACCCGGUAGAGUGCCAAAUGUAUGAAAUGGUUCUUGGUUUCUAAAUUCUGGAAUACCAAAGAACAAGACCACAGUUUCAUUGGUACACUUGUUCUUGAAGUGGCUGAUGUUAUGCAUGGAAACUUCACCCUAUUAAUGCCCUGUAAUAUUAUGUAAUUUUUAUUAUUGCCUAGAUCAGAUGUCUUACAGAGUUGCCUAUUGCAUGCUCCUCCAUUCUUAUGUUACUAAUAUUAUAGUAUCAUGUAAUAUUUAUAUUCAAACUAUGGUAAUAACCGAAUCUUCUGUUGGGUGUC
Molecule: messenger RNA, 883 nt
Organism: Andrographis paniculata
Lineage: Eukaryota; Viridiplantae; Streptophyta; Magnoliopsida; Lamiales; Acanthaceae
Exons: 4
Coding region: 214-615 (133 amino acids)
Source: RefSeq, a predicted model, not a curated record